UUCCUUUUUCUUUUAGACGCCAACUAAUAUCUCCUGUAGAGAGAGAAACCUCGCAACACAACUACUCCGUCUUCUUCUUCGUCUUCUUCUAGAGAGAGAAACAUCAAAGUGAACAGAUUCAAUUCAAAUCUGUUCGAUUCCCAAAUUUCCGCUGAUUUUCAAUUGGAUUUUAAGGUAAAUUGAUAAAUAUGGCAAGAAUAAAGCCACAAGCUUUGUUGUUGCAAAGCAAGAAGAAGAAGGCGCCAAGUAGGAUCAGUCCCACUACUAUCGUUUUGUUCAGCUUAAUUGUUUUCAUGGUUGUCUUCUUCAUUUUCUCGGCGUACAGACAUUUUUCUCACAGGUCAGUGCACCCAGAGGAGCAGAUACAUCUUGGAGGUCGCAAGGGUCUCAGUGAGCUGAAUCUGAAGAGUACUGAUGUUCCAAAAUAUGCGGUCAUCCAAACUUCAAAAGGCGCUAUCGCUGUCGAACUGUUCAAGGACGGAUCUCCUGAAAUUGUUGAUGAAUUUAUCGAGUUAUGUCAGAAAGGGCAUUUCAAAGGGAUGCAAUUCCAUCGUGUGAUAAAGCAUUACGUGAUUCAGGCAGGGGAUGUCCACAGUAUUGGACCUGCUGAACAAUGGACCCUCAAGGGGAAGCACUACAGCCAACUCGAUAAAAGUGUAAAGCAUGAGGCUUUUAUGCUUGGAACCUCCAAGGCAAAGCGUGACAAUAAAGGAUUUGAGCUCUAUAUAACAACAGCACCCAUACCAGACCUAAAUGAAAAAAUAACUGUUUUCGGAAGAGUUAUCAAGGGAGAGGAGGUUGUUCAGGAAAUCGAGGAGGUGGACACCGACAACCAUUAUGUACCUAAAUCAACCAUUGGCAUUAUGGAUGUGACCCUUGAACAUAAGUUGUAAACAAACUUUUUACCCUGCUUGAGUUCAGCAGCUGUACUCUUAACUGUAGAUUUAUAUCUGGGGUUUUAUGGCAGAGUUAACAAAUGCAAAUACUGGUGAGCUUCUCAAACAUUACCGCUGUUUGGUUGACAGUUAUGUUUGAACCUAGAAGAGAUCUAGUCUGUUGUGUGUUUUUCUUUCCAACUCUGCUAAAAGAAAGUGAAACAUAGGGGAAAAUGAAAAUGAUGAUAUAGUACGAGAAUUUUUUUCAGAUUAGCAGUGAGCUUAUAAUAGUAGUAGGAGUUUUCUGUGUACGUAUCUUGGAAAAUCAGAAAAUUUUCUGCUCAAUUUUCUCGCUCUUUUUUCUUCAGUUUAAUGAUAUAUCAUGAGUUACUGCUGCUUGAACA
Messenger RNA from Spinacia oleracea (spinach), 1279 nucleotides. Its product is annotated as peptidyl-prolyl cis-trans isomerase CYP21-4. Gene Ontology annotation, biological process: protein peptidyl-prolyl isomerization. NCBI's taxonomy places the organism in Eukaryota, Viridiplantae, Streptophyta, Magnoliopsida, Caryophyllales, Amaranthaceae. Gene Ontology annotation, molecular function: peptidyl-prolyl cis-trans isomerase activity. Bases 189 to 893 code for a protein of 234 amino acids. The record is from RefSeq and is a predicted model, not a curated record. The transcript is spliced from 8 exons.